Messenger RNA from Papaver somniferum (opium poppy), 1063 nucleotides. RefSeq lists its product as uncharacterized. The transcript is spliced from 3 exons. Bases 117 to 671 code for a protein of 184 amino acids. The record is from RefSeq and is a predicted model, not a curated record. NCBI's taxonomy places the organism in Eukaryota, Viridiplantae, Streptophyta, Magnoliopsida, Ranunculales, Papaveraceae.
UGGGUAUCUAGAAAGUUUACGGGUGAGGAUCCGUAUCGUGAAUUUGAUUCUAUUAUUCUUACUGUGAUUGUUACAGGAUUAGUAGGAGGUGUUUCGUGCAUAGAUAAUUCGGAUCCAUGAGCACCCCAGAGAGUUGCUCUGAAUCUGGUGAAGAAGCUGACUAUGAGAAUUCGUAUGAUUGUAACACAGAUUCUGAUUCUGAAUGUCUCGCUCUGAUUGAAAAAUUUGAUUUCCUUUUUGGUGAUAAUUGUUUCGUGAAGAUAGAAGACAGUGAAGGUCAACCCGCCGUUGACGAUAAUGUGAAGAGCCAAGCUGCAUCUUCUUCUGCAACCAGCCUAGCAGAUUCCCAUACAUCGGAGACUCAAGAUGUGGCUAACAAGAACAUCGAUGAUGAGGCAACAUGUCGAAAGAAACUUGAUCCUUAUGGUGAGAUUUGGAAGAAACGGGCUCUAUACUUGAUUAUGGAUGUUCGAGGUAAUGUAGGAAAUUAUAAUAAGGCAAGAGCAUUUUUUUUUUUAUUAAUGUGGCUGGUUACUAUGGGAAUGCCAAAGACUCUGGGAUUGGAGUUCUCAUCCGUAACAGACAAGGUAUCCCUAUUGCUGCUUGUUCCUAUUAUGAAGCCAAUAAUGAGGAGAGGGUUUCACCAUUCUUUCAAGAACUACGGGCAGUAAGCAAAAGUUUGGACAUGGCGGACAAACUUAACCUCAAGUACAUCCACAUAAUCUGCACAUCUACGGAUAUUUCAUACGCAAUUACUACUUGUGACCGUGGAUUACCUCUUGAAGAUAAAAAUCACAAAGUCCACUAUCUUUCUCUGGAAAUCAUAGAUAAGCUCCAGAAACGGAGAGAUAAAUAUCAGGAAGAAGACAGUCAAGAAGGUAAUGUUCCUUCUCAUUUUUAUUUUUCCAAUUUCGCAGGUGGAAAAAUAGACAAUAUUGCUGCAAGAUAUCUUGCUAGACUUACACCAUGUUUGUUUACUCCUGACUCAUCUGAGUCGUCUGGAUCUGAAUCAUCUGGAUCUGAGUGAAAUCACCUGACUCAUCUGGAUCUGAGUCGAUAUGUU